This is a messenger RNA of Rhizophagus irregularis DAOM 181602=DAOM 197198, 1560 nucleotides long. RefSeq lists its product as uncharacterized. NCBI's taxonomy places the organism in Eukaryota, Fungi, Glomeromycota, Glomeromycetes, Glomerales, Glomeraceae. The record is from RefSeq and is a predicted model, not a curated record.
AUGGUCGAAUCGAUAAGAUACUUGAAACAACCAGUAUUAAGAGAUAAAGGAUUAAAGAUAAUAAUAAUAGUUAUCGUGAGAGAUUGUAUAGAAAAUGAUAAAGAAGAUGAAACAAUGGACAGAUUGAUAGGGAAUGAAGAAUUAAUAAGAUAUGGUUAUAUUUUGGAAGAUUGGGAUGUAAAUAUAAGAUUUAGGGAAUUUUAUGAGUGGUAUAAAGAAGCUAUAACAGAUUUUAUAGAAUGUAAAGAUAGCACUAUUAGAAGAUACAAAAAUAUAUUAUAUGAAGAUGCUGAAUUAAAAGAAGAUGAGUCAACAGAAAAGAUAGAAGCGUUCAAACAAAAAAUUAGAUUAAUGUUGCACACAAUGCACAUAAGAGUUCGUGAACAUGGUUGGGAAAUUAGCAAGGAAAUAGUUGGAAAAGUUUAUGAUAAGAUUAGGGGGUUUGAGCAAUUAAAUAUAGAUGAAACAGAUAGUGAUGACACACCAAGAAGUUAUACUAUAACAGAAACAGACGAUGGGGAAGAAGAAAAUUUACCAAUUAGUAAGAAUGAAGAAAUGUCAGAUGAGGAAUCUGAUGAAUCUAGUGAAUCUAAUAAUGUUGAAGAAACAGAAACAACAAAGAUAUUCGAAGAAAUAAUUAGAAUGGAUUUAAAAAGAAUGGGAUAUGAUGUAGAAAUAACAGAAAUUGAAAGAAUAAGAAAAUUUGGAGUAACCGCAAAGAUAAUAACAACGUACGAAUUUAUGAAGAAAUAUUUAACAAUAUGGAAUCUUGAAGAUGAAGAAUUAGAUGAGCGAAUAUUACAAUGGAGAGUUGAAAACACAAAAGAAUGCGAAAGAUGUGAAAUUGAAAGAUUAAAGAAAGAAUUUAAAAUCGGAAAAGAAACUUGCAUAGAAUGUGAAAAAGAUAUUGAAGAAGAAAAUCCAACAGAUGAUGAAGAUGAAGUGGAAGAGGAUAUAAAAGGACCCGAAAUUGGCUCAAGUAAAAAAUCAAAAAGCAAAAAGGAAAACAAAGAAUUGAAGAAAACACCUAUAAUACCAAUAAUACCAGUACCACCAAUAAAACCAAAGAUAACAAUGGCAGCAACAAGAGAUGAAGUCAGGGCAGAUCUAAGAGCAGUAACAAGUACUAUGUAUGGUCAUGAUAUUGGGCCAGAUUGGAACAAUUUAGCAGUACCACCAAUAACAUUGACAGGAUUACAAGGAGAAAUUCAAGCGAAUACUAAUGCGAUAGGAAAUUUAAACGCAAAUAGAGGAGCUAUUGUAGAAAUACCAGCAUUUUAUGGUACCAGUGGAGAAGAUCCAGAAGAAUGGGCAGAUAAAUUUGAGGAGACAUUUACAGCGAAUGGUUUAGGGAAUGAUGAUGCACAGAGAUUUAUAAUAGCAAAAGCGAGAUUAAUGGGAGGAGCAGCAGAUUGGUUAAAAACUGAAGGAGUAAAUAUUGCCGAUUGGAAUGUUAAUGGGGAUCAUAAUUUAAGAUUAAGAAGAAGAAUAAUUGGAAAGUAUGCGAGUGAUGAAAUUAAAGAUAGAUGGCUAGAACAAUUAGAAAAGAUUAGACAGUGA